AUGACACUUCCUAGGAUUGCGAUCAUUGGCGGUGGACCAGGGGGUCUUAUGCUAGGUAGACUUUUACUGUUGAAAAAAAUACCCUUUACUAUUUUCGAGUUAGAAUCAGGCCCUACUAAGAGAAGUCAAGGAGGUUCAUUAGAUUUGCAUCCUGAAACAGGUCAAGUUGCUAUUGAAAAGGCUGGUUUGAUGAAUGAGUUUCAACUGAAAUCUCGGCCUGAAGGAGAUUGUAUGAAGCUAGUUUCUUGGGAUGGUAGAGUAUUAUUGGACGAGAAACAGCAGAAGUCAUUCGAAAAUUAUAGUCGUCCUGAAAUUGAUAGAAUUGCAUUAAGAGAUCUUAUGUUGAAGUCUUUGGAUCUGAAGCACAUUAUUUGGGGCAAGAAGCUACAAAAAGUGGAAGCUGUGGAUGAUAUAUACAAUUUGAAUUUCUCUGAUGGAACUGUUGAAGCCGGCUACGACAUAGUGGUAGGUGCUGAUGGUGCAUGGUCUAAAGUCAGACCCUUAGUAACAGAUAUAAAACCACAUUACUCUUCAGUAACACUUAUAGAACUAACUCGCAACAAUGUAAGGGCUGCAUCGCCUUGGCUUUCUGACUACGUGGGAGAGGGAUCUUGUUCUAUGUUUGAUGAAAACAGGGCCGUAAUGGCACAAAGAAAUGGUAAUGAUAGCGUUAAAGUAUAUGUAGGUUUGAGAAAGGAUGAAACAUGGUCUCAGAAUUGUGGCAUUGACUGGUCUGACAAAGAACAUGCAAGACAACGAUUGAUAGAGGUGUAUUUUAAUGAUUGCCAUGACGAUGUUAAAUCCAUGGUCCUAGAGAGUAAAGAUGAACUAAUAGUGCGUCCACUUUAUAUGUUACCUAUUGGUAUUACCUGGAUGCAUAGGAAAGGUAUUACGUUAAUUGGCGAUGCAGCACAUUUAAUGACACCGUUCGCUGGUGUUGGCGUUAAUUUGGCACUAUUUGAUGCUUGGAAACUUGCAGAAAGCAUAGAAAAGAGUGAUAAAAAUUAUUCUAAAGGCAUUGCCCAUUAUGAACAGCGUAUGUUUGAAAGAUCAAAAGAACAUGCCCAAGAAACAUGGAAUAACUUGGAAACAUUUUUAGGCCUUAACGGUGGCGAGAAAUGCCUUGAGUUUAUGACGCAGGGUCAUUAA
Messenger RNA from Debaryomyces fabryi, 1149 nucleotides. Its product is annotated as FAD-dependent oxidoreductase. The coding region runs from base 1 to 1149 and encodes 382 amino acids. The transcript has a single exon. Lineage: Eukaryota; Fungi; Ascomycota; Pichiomycetes; Serinales; Debaryomycetaceae. The record is from RefSeq and is a predicted model, not a curated record. Gene Ontology annotation, molecular function: FAD binding.